AUUAUCGUAGAUUUUCUUAGCUAAACCAAUCAUUUCCUAUUUCCUAUGCGAACUUCAUCUUGUGAUACUCUUCAACCGCAAGUUAGUAACGCCCGCAGUCGUCAUCCUGGAGAUUGUUACGAAAUUGCGUACGCGCUGGAAUAUUACCGGCCUUGGCUGGAAAAUAAUAGCCAGAAAGCACGUCGCAAUGGCUUCAACCGCGGCCAAUGGGGCAACGACCGCGGCUAAGACCAAGUUACAUGGGCGGGUGUUCUAUGAAAGCAUAGGUAGCCCAAAGUUUGUGCUUGCGCCUAUGGUCGGCCAGUCGGAGUUCGCCUGGCGCAUGCUUACUCGGUCGUUUCUCACUCCAGACGAGAACUCGAAACUCUUAGCUUAUACGCCUAUGUUCCAUGCUCGAUUAUUUAAAGAAACAGCCAAAUAUAGAGAAUCGCACUUCGAAGCGACCCGACCCUCUCCGUCUACUCCUGCUUCGACAACGCCGAAUUCUACGCCUGCAUCUACGAACACCGAACAAUUACCCCCAUUCCUGGAUGGUAACCCGGCAUUCGAUCGUCCUCUAUUCGUGCAGUUCUGCGCCAAUGAUCCCGAACACUUACUGGGUGCAGCAACCCUUGCUGCGCCUUAUUGCGACGCCGUCGACUUGAACCUCGGCUGUCCCCAGGGUAUAGCGCGCAAAGGUCACUAUGGCGCAUUCUUGCAAGAGGACCAGGAACUUAUCUACAAGCUGAUCAAUACCCUUCAUAAGAACCUCCCCGUACCUAUUACAGCAAAGAUCCGUAUAUUGGAGACCAAGGAGGACACUCUAGCUUAUGCUAAGAACGUGUUGGCUGCGGGCGCAAGUAUCAUUACCGUCCACGGACGAAGACGAGAGCAAAAGGGUCAUAUAACCGGUGUCGCAGACUGGGAAUACCUGCGCUAUCUAAGAGAGAACCUACCCAAGGAAACGGUCAUUUUCGCCAAUGGCAAUAUUCUCCAGCACGGAGAUCUGGAAAGAUGUCUCGAGGUAACGGGCGCAGACGCCGUCAUGAGCGCGGAGGGAAAUCUAAGCGAUCCGGCCAUCUUUGCGCAACCGCCACCUCCUGGACAAGAGGGACGAGAGUAUUGGCGAGGUAUAGACGGCAAGGGUGGCUAUCGAAUAGACGCCGUAUUUAGACGUUAUAUGGACAUCAUACACAAAUACGUCCUACAACGGGAUCCGCCAGCGCGAAGGCCCUUAUUCAUUAUUGGGGAUGACGAGAGUUGGCUUGCUGAAGGAAAAGACAAGGAUGCAGAGCAAGAGGAGGGCCCGGCGCGCAAAAAAAGGAAGAAGGAUGGCGGCAGCAGGAACGAGAAAUGCACCUCGCCGAAUCUCCUUGCGGUCCGACCUCACUUAUUCCAUCUCCUAAGACACUUCAUAUCGAAACACAUAGAUAUCCGUGACGCUCUAGCAAAGUGCCACGCCGGCGACGUUCCAGCUGUCGAGAAUAUCCUCGAUAUGGUAGAGCGGCGUGUAGCCGAAGGCCUUAUCGAAUACGAGAGGACUGGAGGUAAAAGCAUAGAAGAACCAGAAGCACAACCCAAAGCGGUAGAAAAUAAGGAGUCAGCAGAAUCGACAAAGACAGAAGAUACCGAAGACACGGAUUUCGAUCCGGAAAGCUCGGUAGCAACCGUCAAGAAAUGCAAGCGGCCGUGGUGGAUCGCACAACCCAUAGUGCGACCGCUUCCGAAGGAGGCCCUGGCGAACGGGAGCAUAAGUCUUAGUAAGAAGGAGAAGAAGAAACAGGAAUUAGAGACCCAAGCCGGGGCCCAAGGGGAUAUAAACGUGGGCGAUGCGGAAUUACCGAAGCCGGACGGCAUAGCGAGGAUUAAGGAGCCCCCUAUGGAUGCGAAGAAGCCGGCGCUUACGGCUGAUGAGCUAGUUUGUGGGUAGAGGUUAGAGAUUGGGAAUAUAAAGGUUACUAUAGAUCAUGGCAUAACAUAAAGCGUGUGUUGGAUAAGGCUAUAUCCAAGGUUAGAUUCUAUAGAAAUUUACAAGUCUAGCAAAUGCAAGGGGUGGCACU
This is a messenger RNA of Daldinia loculata, 2039 nucleotides long. RefSeq names its product FMN-linked oxidoreductase. The transcript is spliced from 2 exons. Lineage: Eukaryota; Fungi; Ascomycota; Sordariomycetes; Xylariales; Hypoxylaceae. Bases 188 to 1909 code for a protein of 573 amino acids. The record is from RefSeq and is a predicted model, not a curated record. Gene Ontology annotation, biological process: tRNA processing. Gene Ontology annotation, molecular function: tRNA dihydrouridine synthase activity; flavin adenine dinucleotide binding.